Molecule: messenger RNA, 1923 nt
Organism: Nerophis lumbriciformis (worm pipefish)
Lineage: Eukaryota; Metazoa; Chordata; Actinopteri; Syngnathiformes; Syngnathidae
Product: alpha-tectorin-like
Source: RefSeq, a predicted model, not a curated record
AUGCUUUUCAACGGUGAGGAGAUUGUUCAAGUCACUGGUCAAGGAACCAGGAUCUUCACGGAUAUCAGCGGCUGCCAACACGAUGGGAAAUAUUACUUUGCUGACACAAGCGGCUGCGACUCAGAAGGCGGCUUUGUGACUUGUUCUGCCGAAUCGGAUCUUACCGUAGUUCCUCAGACAAAUACUGACUGCGUGAGAGACGUCAACGUGUGCACAGUGACCGCCUCCAACCUAGUUUCCUUUGACGCCAACUACUCGGUCUCGGUGGAAGACCGCUGUGCCUACACCCUGUUCUCGGAACCAAACGUGCGGGUGGUGGGCGUGUUCAAGGAACGUCGUCGUAAAGAUGUUAUGUUCUUGGACCACGUGAUCAUCCACCUCAUGGACUCGGACGGCAUCGUUCAACUUGGACCAGCAGACCGAGUGAAGGUCAAUGACACUGAGCUGAACUUGAACAGUUCAGUAGAGACACAUGGCGGUGUAGAGGUCCGCAAGAACGACACUGGUGUCACCGCUGUCAUGUCGUAUGCUGUCAACUACACCACGUCUGUCUUCUUCAAUGGCAACACCGCCCAGGUCUUCAUGACAUACGUGUGGGUGUUAGCAGAGAACGCCUACGAAGACGAUACCAACCGCGGGGGUUUGUGCGCCAACUCCAGUGAGACCUUAAAUGAGGCCAAGUCGUCUGACUUCAGCUCCGACAGCUGUGAGAUGCAGUUCAACGAGCCAGCUGACCCAUCCAUCAACUGCACCGCAGUCACUGAACACUGUCAAAUCCUGAACGGCACUGACUUCACCGCCUGUCAUGCUGACAUCGAUCCAGAGCCAUACGUCAGCGCCUGCAACCACACGCUGUGUCAGUAUCCAGAUGUGGACGGCCUCAAAUGUGAGUUUUUGGAGGCUUACGCUCAAGCCUGUAGCCUGAAGAUGAACCACACGUUGGAGAGCUGGAGGACAGACGCCAACUGCUCCGACCCUCUGACCUUCUGUCAGGACACUCGCUGUGUGGAUCACGAGUUCUGUGCCGAUGGCGUCAACGGUGGAAUCGGCUGCUUCUGUCGGGCCAUUUUUGCCUCCAAUCAGACUCUAGAUGUGCUACCAGUCUGCGUGGAGAAUUCUGCCUCUGUCACCCUGGUGGGCUGUCUCCUGGAAGAGCGGGGUGUGGACUACAGGCAACUGCACCUCAACAAUGACUCGUGCACAGGACAGGUGAACGAAUCCAACCACAUGGUGACCUUCAGCUUUGACAGUCAAGAUCCAUGCGGGGUGCUGGUGACGGCCAACGCCAGCCACGUGCUCUACGAAAACACCGUGGUCAACGCUUCGGGAGUGCCGGAACCGUUUCAAAUGAACCUGUCCUGCUUCCAGACUCAGCCAGAGCUCCUGAAUAUGACCUUCCGGAUGCAAGCAAAUUCGGUGAUGAAGCAGAUGGUGUCUGGAUUGUGGAACUACACGCUAAACAUGACCGCCUACAAGGACUCAGCACACAAAUAUAUGUUGCAGCCGAACGUGGCCAUUCAGCUGAAUCAGAGCAUCUUUGUGGAGAUGAUGACAGAGGGCCUGGAUGGCAACCUGGUCUCCUUGGUGACCAACUCCUGCUGGGCCACCGACGGGCCAUCGCCUGAUGAUGGUCUGCGAUUCGACCUGAUCUCUGAUGGCUGUUCCCAGUCCAGCCGGCUGGUCAAGGUGGGGAUUAAUGGACAGACAACGUCGAGCGACUUCUCCUUCCACAUGUUCCACUUUGUUGAAAGCGGCAACGAGAUCUACGUGCACUGCAGCGUUGUACUGUGUCCUAACCAGAACGGAGACUGCCAGCCGAGUUGUGGUGGAGGCUGGGUUCCAAAUAAGAGACGACGCAGGUCUGCCAGGUCUGAAUAUGUUGAUGAAAACCCCGCCCUCAUUAGCAUGUCCUGGACUAUUUAG